Thalassophryne amazonica is the source of this 1155-nucleotide messenger RNA. RefSeq lists its product as uncharacterized. The transcript has 7 exons. NCBI's taxonomy places the organism in Eukaryota, Metazoa, Chordata, Actinopteri, Batrachoidiformes, Batrachoididae. The coding region runs from base 93 to 689 and encodes 198 amino acids. The record is from RefSeq and is a predicted model, not a curated record. Gene Ontology annotation, cellular component: Golgi membrane. Gene Ontology annotation, biological process: protein secretion; vesicle-mediated transport.
UUUUAGUCAGGCAAAUCUUUUAAGUCACACUCUCAUGGGGUCUUUAAGCACACUGGUUUGUUUACAACAACACGUCACCAGGAAAUGCCGAAAUGCUACGACAGGCCUCCACAGACGCGCCUCUUUUUGGCGACGAUGACGUCACGGGCAGCUCAAAAAAGUCCAACAUUCGGCAUCCUUUGGCAACAUUUUUCCAUCUUUUCUUCCGAACAAGUGCAAUCUUAGUGUACUUGCUGUGUGAUGUCUUCAGUAAUGGUUUCAUCGGCUGUAUGGUUACAAUUAUUCUGCUGCUGUCAUGUGACUUUUGGACUGUCAAGAAUGUUUCUGGCAGGUUGUUGGUUGGUCUGAGGUGGUGGAAUCAAGUGGAUGAAGAUGGCAAGAGCCACUGGGUGUUUGAAUCAAGAAAGAGUCAGAGCACCACAUCCAGUGCAGAGUCACGCAUCUUCUGGCUGGGUCUCAUCGUUUGCCCCCUUUUCUGGAUGAUUUUUGUGUUCAGCACCAUCUUCAGUUUGAGUAUUAAGUGGCUGGCGGUGGUGAUUAUGGGUGUAGUUUUGCAGUGGGCCAACCUCUAUGGAUAUGUCAAGUGCAAAGUGGGCGGAAAGUCCAACCUGAGAAACAUGGCAACCAACUAUUUUACAACCCAAAUUUUUAAGCAGGCAGUGAAACAAACAGAAGCACAGUCCUGUUAACUGGGAUGAGUGACUGCAGUGUGACUGACUACGCUGGAUAUUUGGGAAAUUAAUUAAUUUUGAAAAGCUGGUUGGUCAUUUCUAGGGUAUUAUGGGUGUUUGUAAUUCUAUUUUUGUUACAACGUUUUUGGGGUGGGGGGUUCUUCCUGUAAAGUUGUCAUUUGAUGAAGUACAAUAUAUUUUUUCCUUUAAAAAAACUAUGUGAAAUCAAACUUUAAGAGUGAUUACAGUGUAAUGGAUUGUACAAACAAAAUUAUAAUUUCACUGGCAUAAUGAUCCAGAUACUUUCCAACAAGGAGAUCAGUUACUAAUAUAUUCUACAAAGAUUUAAUCUCAGAAGGUUAAGUGGAAAAUAUAUAUUAUGGCCAUAUUUGUGCAGAAUGGUGCCGGUUAUUCAUGUGAUAUUAUUAUUUGAGGCAGUUUUGGUUUAGAAAUACAGAUUGAAUACAUGUUUUGCAUAUAGACA